GCUAUCUCUGCAGUGCAGUGUCCAAUUAGCUGCUAGCGAGCUAACUUGUCCACAUAGAGAAUUAUGGAUGAAAUGAUGACACAAGUCAACGGCUGUCAGACUGACCCCCUCUGCAUGGGCCCAUGAACAUGUCCACAGAUGACAGUAUCUCUGAGGACGUGUCCAGCUCAGGGGCCUUGAGCCAUUGCCACGUCAGUGGUGAUAGGGAUGGGGGUAAGGAGAGUGAGAGCUCCCUGGUGUCCUCUGAGGGGACGUCUGCCUCUGGCCUGGCAGUCUCAGAGGACAGACACACGGCUUCCCAAACAACAGGAGGCGCUGUGGAGAGCAGGCCCGCAGACAUCACACCAGCACGCAACAACAUCAGGAGCCUGUGUCUGAGCACAGAGGAAGUAUUUGAACAAGGGAGGAACCUCCCAUUCAUCAACCCAAGCUCUCUGGAGACCCUCCGGGCUUUGGUCCAGGAGAUUGAGAGCAGUGGAGAGACGGACCCUGAGAUCUGGAAGGAUUGUGAGAGCCGAUGGUUGCACCUAUUUCAGCUGGUUGAGAAGCAAUACCAAGCGCAAAUACUCGCUCAGCAGGAACAAUACCAGUGCCAAAUACAGCUGAUUCAGGAUGAAAUCAAGGCCUUGGUUCAGCUCCAGAACCGCCAGACCAGUGUCCAGCCACACACAGACUUUCCUCCAUCUCCACGGGUCAAAACUGUUACUGACCCAAAGGACUAUAUUUUCCCUCUCCUCUCCAGUGACUGUACAGUCCCCAAAAAUGUGCCUAGUGACCAUGACAACUUGGCAGCCUCUGCUCACUCCCCAUUUAGCUCUCCUUCGCCUCCCCUCCACAGAUCAGAAACCACUAACCAGGGGGAGGAGCAGGCAACUACAGUGCUCAGCAGUGGAUACGGGACUCUGUCUGCUUUGGAAAUGUGCCUGGAAGCUGCAGGGUCUCCAGUGGAAGAGGAGAAUGGUAGUCUAGGGAGGAAGAAGCAUCACUGGUCCUCUAACUUCCAGGAAGACAGAGAAACAACUGUGAUUGGGUGUCAGCAGGGUUUUUCCAAUGAGAGGAAUGUUGGUGUGGAGCAACUUGACCCAUCAGUUUACCAGCAGAGAACUACUGGCAACAGCCAAUCUUUGACCUCCUGGGCCCAGAGGCAGAAACUCAGGCCUAAGAAGAAAAAAAACACACAAGCUUCUUCCCAAAUCCCUGUGUACCAGGAGCAGUCAUACAACCACACAGAAUGUCACAGUCCAAAUCCCAAGGAGAGCACAGACUCCCACGACCAGCAUCGACCGACUGGGCCGCUGUCCAGCUCUUUUCCUCUGAGGAGGAGUGACAGCCUGAUGUCUGAGGCAUCAGGCCUCACCUACUGGCGUCUAAAUGACUAUGAUUUGUACUGGCCAUUACCAGACAGCUUUGCCAGCGACGCACACAUCCUUCUGCAAGAGGCGACCUCGAGUCUCACUCCAUCCCAAGAUCAGCAGCUGUCUCUCAAAGACAUAUAUCGGAACAAGCAAAGACCAGACUGGGAAAGCCCUGUUACAUCCAGUCCAUCAUCACCACAGGUGUUGACUUUGGACCCAGCAGCGAGCGUGCAUCAGUGGGAUCGCACCUCUGGCUUCACUUCACCUUCUCACUUCAGCAGCCCUUCAUUUGCCAACCAGCCCUUGCUCAAUCCUAGAGAUGGGACCCCUGACAGCAUGGUGGAGUGUGGCCCCAACCCUGGAGAUGCAGACUGUGUCUCUGAUACCUCCAGUAUUUCAGUUACCAGACCUUCCACCUCCAAGGUGCAAAGCGUGUGGGCAAAUGCAUCCCAUGCUUUACCGUCUUCUUCCCAGGAUAAGACCCAGCCCUGCUCCCUCAUCACCAACCAGCAACACAGAGCCUGUGCUCCUUCAGCCAGCAAAGAAGAUGGCAGUCACACCCACACCAGCACCCUGAAGCCAUGUCCACCCUCUGGUGCUAGUCUGCGGCCUGCAGUCAGUCCACACGUGGAGAGAGCUGCAUCACUGGAGGAUCCUGUUGUCCUUUCCCUACUACGUCAAAACCUGAGAGAGAAGCACUCUCGACAUGUGGCAGACCUGAAAGCCUACUAUGAGUCGGAGAUCCAAAUACUGAGAGACAAACUCAGUUUGACUGAGGAGAACGGCAAUGAUGUCCUCAUCGAGAGGUGUGAGCAUUUAGAAAAAGCUCUGGCCGAAACCACCCGUCGUGUUCAAGAACUUGAGGCGACUAACAGCUCGCUGGAGAAAAAACUGGCAGAAUGGACGGAGCGAUACGCCGUCGCAGGCUCUACUGUGAAAACUUUGCAGCAGCGGCUAGAAGAGGGGAACCGCUCCAGCAAAGAGAAGGACACGCUGACGGCACAACUGAAGAGCCGUGUACGGCACCUGGAGGAGGCGACACAGAAAGCCUGCAAGGAUGAAGAUGAGAAGGAAGCCAGGAGGGACAGAGAGCACAAAAUGCUGCAGGAUCUGCUCAGAGAGUAUGACUUUCUGAUGAAGGAAAAUGAAGGAACAAAGAACAAGCUGGUGACGGCAGAGAACAAGCUCGUUGAUGCCAAUGAUCAGAUAUCAGAACUGAAGAGAGUGAUUUCCAAACUGGAGUCUCAGGUGAAGCAGCUGGAGCAUGAGAACCAGGCCAGAGCGCGCCAGGCUUACCACAACAAAGCACAACCUUCUGGGGCUGGUCUUUUCCACCAUCCGGACCUGCUGCUGUCUCACAGUAAAAGCAACGGAGAGUCUGAUAUGGACCGUAGAAAGACGCCCCGUCCUCUGCCCGACCAGAUGAACGGUGGAAGAAAGUCUCUCAGUCCCUUCCCUCAGUCAAGUGUCCACAAAAGGUCACAGCAUAUGUUUAAUGAUCAGUCGCCCGGACCUGGGAGCUCUGUGGACAUGUCCUUAGCUGCUGGAAGCUACAGGUGUGCGUCCCCCCCAGAGUGUGAACAGUCUCUGCCUCAGAGCAGAGCGCAGGAGCAGAGCCAGUGGGAGAGCGGUCGGUCUCAGGCGUCCUCUGCCCUGACGCCCAUUAUGAGGGCCCUGAUAGAGCUGGAAGAUACCAGAGCCACACAGAGCCGGGCCCCCUGUAAGAACAGCUCCUCCACCUACAGGGUCGGCAGUCAGAGGCCCACUGUGGGUUUUGUGGAGCGGCAACAUAAAGAGCCAAUUCAGGAGCAAGCCAGGCUUCAAGCCGACAGAGACGUGGUUCAACCUGGAGGAUCUGUGGCUGCAGGAGGAGCAAAAAGACACAGGGAAGCAGAAAGAGCUCCAUCUAUACUGAGGCCUCAAAGGACUCUGUCUCCAGAAAGCCACAGAUCCUCCUCACUGCCUCCAGCGCAGCGAAACAUACCUCCAACUACUCCCACAAAGAGAGAAACCAUACUCCAUCCCAUCUCCGCCAAGUCCAGCCCCAAGCGCUGCCCCACUGACAACUACUCCACUGCUUUUGAUCACAUGCUGCCAAGAGAGGAACGCCUGCAGAAAAGGUUAAAUGGCCAUGCUGACCAGAGACGUCACUCAUUCCACUGCAGCAGUCCCAGGAAGAGACUACAGUUUACAUCAGCAGAAAGAGAAGAUGACCAUCGGCGGCCAGAUUCCACCGGCAGUGUGAACCAUCGUGAUGGAAACUCCCAGCUGGGCUGGGAGGAUCAGGCGGUCUGUGGUGGCUCCGACCUGCACGACACCUAUGGUGACUCAGCUCCGCUUCUCCUGGACAACCUCAACUCACUGGCCGAGGCCGAGAGACUGUUUGACGAACUGACGCAGGAGAAGCAGCAGAUCGAGGCAGCUUUGAGCCGGAUACCUGGGUCAGGGGGAAGAAUGAGUCUACAGAGCAGGUUAAAUGAGGUGGCCUUAGAGAAACGUCUGGACAGAGUGAAUCGUGAGCUGGGAUGUCUCCGCAUGACUCUGAAGAGAUUUCACGUCCUCCCCUCCUCUGCCAACAUUUAGCAACAUCUGUCUAUUAACGACAGUGUAGAUGCUACAGCGGAGUGUGUGGCAUUUACACACACACACACACACCAGUGAUUGUCCUUUACUCGCUCUCUGUGCCAUAACCCCACCUGUACACCAUCAUUUUUAUACGUAUGAAUUAUUAUUAUUAUUACUCUGGGAUAUUUUUUUAUGUCGGAAAAAAAUGUAAAGUAUAUUUUUAGUAACACAGAUUUGUAAAGUGGUUUUACUUUUUUAGUCUCACAGAAAUAUUAAUCUGACAUGUUUUCCUCGCCAUAUUUAGGUGUAGGUUUUUAAAUAAGCUGAGUUUCAGUUUAAAUGUGAGCAAAUUAAAAGCAAAGACUUUCCAGUGCAGAAGACAUUCAUGGACUUGGCUGCCAAUUUUGUUCUUAUUUUGACUGAAGUUUUUUUCAUUUGCCAAAGUCAUGUUUUAUACUGCAAAGAUUGUUGGUGCAUUUUUAACUCUUUUUUUUUUUCUUUUAUUAUUUGGACCAAAUCAUCAAACUUGAAGGAAAUAUUUGUUUACUUGAAUCCACUUGGCUUUUGUCUUUGUUUACUUUACAUGACCACUUGUCACUUUUAUGCUUCAUAUUUUAAAUUUGCUGCCCACAUUUUCAGUACACACAAAUCCUUGGGCUUCUUUUUUCCCCCCCUCCUCAUUCUUGAAAGGUUUUUUUUUUUGCACUGCUUCUAUUUGCCGUAAAGUUUUUUCUACGACACAACUUCACUGGAAACAUAACAAUAAAUCAAGUUUUUUUUUAAAUAA
Solea senegalensis (Senegalese sole) is the source of this 4707-nucleotide messenger RNA. RefSeq names its product M-phase phosphoprotein 9. The transcript is spliced from 24 exons. Gene Ontology annotation, cellular component: centriole. The record is from RefSeq and is a predicted model, not a curated record. Bases 123 to 3938 code for a protein of 1271 amino acids. NCBI's taxonomy places the organism in Eukaryota, Metazoa, Chordata, Actinopteri, Pleuronectiformes, Soleidae.